This is a messenger RNA of Anneissia japonica, 3525 nucleotides long. Its product is annotated as dual specificity testis-specific protein kinase 2-like. The record is from RefSeq and is a predicted model, not a curated record. Gene Ontology annotation, biological process: protein phosphorylation; actin cytoskeleton organization. Gene Ontology annotation, cellular component: cytoplasm; nucleus. The transcript is spliced from 11 exons. The coding region runs from base 210 to 1931 and encodes 573 amino acids. NCBI's taxonomy places the organism in Eukaryota, Metazoa, Echinodermata, Crinoidea, Comatulida, Comatulidae. Gene Ontology annotation, molecular function: ATP binding; protein serine/threonine kinase activity.
CGCGCCCUCUAUGCUAUCUUCGACCGGCGGCGGGGCAUUUAGUCAAAAAACACCACGAACGAAACAAAUGCAUCUGUAAGCUUUCAAGUUUGUAGCCAGGCUUGGUUUUAUUUACGGUUUUUGGGCCACCAGGCAAAGCUGCCAAACAAGUUACAAUGUUAGAAAGACAAGAGCGUCAAUAAAGAAGAGUUAAUUGAGAAAGGAGGCUUAUGAUGCUUGAACACAAUGAGCAAGCUGAUUCGGCAACAGAGCUCUCACCUCCACCUUCCACCAGCCUCAAACAGGAUGUCAGUAACGAGAACCAAAGAAAACAUUUUAGAGAAAAGAAUGCAAAUCAGACCCCUUUAAGGAACCGUUACAGUAUUGCAGGGCGGACUCCGUUGUCACCUGGAUAUGGGGCUGUCGUGUCUGCACUUAGUAAGCUCAAUCGUUUGGAUGAUUUUGUCUUAGAACCACUGGCUAAAGGAUUUUUUUCUGAUGUAUCUAAGGUUUGGCAUCGUACAAGCGGGGAAGUAAUGGUGCUUAAGAUGAACAAACAGUAUGAUAAUAGAGCAAAUGUUAUACAUGAAGUAGAGUUGCUCAACAGGUUAGAGCAUAAAAAUAUCGUCAGGUUUAUGGGAGUUUGUGUACAUAAUGGGCAGUUACAUGCAUUAACCGAGUAUGUUAAUGGAGGUGAUCUUCAGCAUCUGCUAUUGGAUGAGAAUGUUAGCAUAACGUGGGACGUGCGCAUCAGUCUGUCCAGAGAUGUUGCUAAUGGAAUGAAUUAUGUUCAUGCAGCUGGUUAUAUCCACAGAGACCUAACAGCAAUGAAUGUGUUGGUGCGUAAAGAAGGGCGUAGAUGGCAAGGAGUCGUUGCAGAUUUUGGUUUGGCAACAACGAUACCAAGAAAUAAUGAAGUACGCUCAAUGGCUGGAUCUCCAUACUGGAUGGCCCCAGAGUGUUUGCGCUAUGAGUUCUACAAUGAAAAGGCUGAUGUAUUCUCAUUUGGUAUUAUCUUGUGCCAAACCAUUGCCAGGAUACAAGCACAUCCAAACUGGUUGCCAAGGCUUGGGAAUUUUGCUCUGGAUGAGGUUGGGUUCAAACGCCUAUCUUCAGAUUGUCCUGAUUCCUUUCUUCAGUUGGCAUUUACAUGUUGUCAGAUGGAACAUGAAAAGCGACCAAGUUUUGAACAGAUCUCAGGUAUGAUACAUAAGGUGUUAGAGAAAAUGAGAGAAGAUAGAGCCAAUCAGAAUUUAGAAAGAUUUAGAAAUCAAAAUGAACUGAGUGGUAAGCAACGCUCUCAUACAUCUAUCAGCCAUUUGGAUGUACCACCUGGACAAGUUAAUCCUAAAAACUUUCCAUUGGCAAGGAGUAAUUCUGCAAGAUUGAGUAAGCAUGCAGAGCGCCCUCAAGUGUUAACCAAAAACAGUAGCAAUCCAUUUGACACACCUCAAUUGAAAGGCGGUCAUACAAAGAUAGUAUCCAGUCCUUGCGGUUUUGAGCUGGAUAUACCACCAAAAUUAAGUGCAAUGUUCAAACAACUUGAUCUGGACGAACAGUAUUUUGAAUUCAAAAUGAAGAAUCGUAGGAAGUCUUUAUCAUUACCGACGUCUCCCAUUUUAAGAAAGAAGUCCACAGACGAGGACAUAUUUGAUGAUUGUGAAGGUCCAAAGGAGGUGAAAGCUUUAUUUGAAAGUGAAAAUGUUGAACUAACGCACCGACUGUUAUCCUGGCAAGAGAGGAAACACUCGGUGAAGCAUGACGGUAGCGGAGAUUGGGAGAUCCACACGGCCUGUUCACCCACCGUAACACUGGUUAACUCCGUGAACAGACAUGACUCUGGUGUCUGCUCAUUGUUUGAUGAGGAGGCUACACCAUCAAAUAGUUCACAUGGUAGUGUGGAUGAUGCUUUCAUUGGUGCUACUUCAAAGAGGAAUUCAACGGGAGAAUGAUUAAUAGUAUCCGUCUUUAUACCGUAACAAAAAUAAUUCCUGAUAAAACUAAUCAAUAUAUGUUCUCCCUGUAAUUUAAUAUUCGGGUUACAAUAGUGUGAAGCACAGUGGGGAACUAUUUGAUCUUGUCCAUAGAAAGAAGUCUUAUAUUUUGAUAUCAAAUAGGUCUUUUAAUUAAUAAUGUUUCAAUUUGUCUCUCUCUCUCUCUCUCUUAUUGGUUACUUACAAAGUUGUUUAAGAUGGUGCACGCAUGUAUGCAAUUGAAGCCGGUGAAUAUAUUUGGUUUCCACAUAAAUAACUGAUUACCGGUUUAGAUUACAAUUCUUUAUUACACUUUUAUUAAUUACUUAAGUACAAAUUAAAAUAUUUUCAUGCUUAACAUAUUGUUUGAAGAAUGGUUAAGGCAAUUUAUUAAUAUUAAUAUUAACAAAAGUACAAUAAUCAAUACAUAAUUGUAGGAUUUAAAGAAUCUGGCUCACAUCUGUUUAUUUGUCUAGUUCAAAGUUCAAGUUUCCAUAUGCCAAGUAAUAUAUGAUGAUUAGAUGAUUAAUCGCUGAUCAGUAUGCGGUAGCCUGGACCACAAUACUAUUUGAUAUCAAUUUCUUAGUAUUUAAUGGCAAACUCAGUCAUAAUGACAAUGCAUUAAAAUAUUGAUUAUUAUUGAUUACAGUAUUAAGAUGAUGAUAAUUUAUUCAAUACUGUGAGGUACAUAUAUUCACAUUGAGUGCACAUAUCAGAAGCAUUAAACUGAUUAGAGUGUUAAUAAAUUAAUAUAAUUAUUUUGGAAAUGCUGACCGAAUCAGCACUAGACGAUGCAUCAUCAUCUUCUGAUUGUACUUGGCAGUCUGAACAAAUUGUCAUUAAAAAAAUAAUCCGUUGUGCGUCAUUGCCUUUUACAUACAAUUCUGUCGGCCGCCAACUAUUGGGCAUGCCCAGCUUAAGACCUAACAAGAGUUCCCCUGAACAAUAUAUAUCACUGUUCAUGCAUUUUGUUUGUUUCCCCUGUGGAUAAGAUAUAGAGAAUUAUACAGUACACUUAUUUGUUGGUCAGUACAGGUAUGUAAAAUUGUAAAAUAAGAUGCAUUUUUAAGAAAGUAAAUACUCCUAUUUUUGCUACAAUGUAUUAAGUAUAGUUCCUACGAUAAGAAUACCAAAGAGUGUACACUUGGUAGGAGGCUCAGGAGGAUUCAGUAACUGUCCCUCAUGGAGACAGAAUUCUCUAGAUGGGAAGUGAAGCUCAUGGUUUAUAUUUGACACUCUUUGCUUUAAUCCAAUUAAUAUUCUUUAGUAUGGUAUAUAGCAAUUGGAAGAUCAACAGUAAUUUAAUAUGUUAAGAGAAAUUGAAAAAAAUUGUUUUGAAAUAAGCGAGGUAAGUUUAUGAUUAGUCGUAUUUGAUAUGAUGAUGUCUAAGAAAAGGCAGACAAUCAAUGGGUCUUUAAAACAUAAAAAGGGACACUUACAAAAUACUUUGAGCCAGCUAACGAAGAUAAUAAUGGUGAUUUCCAUUCAUAUGUGAAGUUAAAUACAUAUAUAAACAAAGUUCUUUAACUAAUAGUGCUUUUGUUGUGCAUAAAUUAAAGUUUAUAUGAUUGAA